CAACCCAAAAGGACCCUAAACCAAACCAAACCAAACCAAAAAAAAGCAACAACACUUCUCAGAUGCAGUCUCCUGCUUAAUUUUCCCCCAAUCUCUCUCUCUCUCUCUCUGGGUUCGGUGGAGAUGAAUCCGGGGGGCAGCGAUGGAGUCUCUGAAUCAUCUGCUGCUGCUGCUGCUGCUGCUGCUGCUGCUGUCAAGAGAAAGAAACCAAAAUAUUCGAGGUUCACACAACAAGAGCUUCCCGCUUGCAAACCAAUUCUAACUCCUGGAUGGGUCAUUACAGCAUUCGUUCUUGUUGCCAUCAUCUUCAUCCCCAUUGGCCUUGCAUCCUUGUUUGCAUCAGAGCAUGUGGUGGAAAUUGUAGACCGUUAUGACAAGAGUUGCAUUCCUUCAAAUUAUAGCAAUAAUGUGCUUGCAUAUAUCCAAAGCGCCCAAACUAACAAGACCUGUACCAGGAGUUUAACUUUGAAAAAUUUUCAGGUUCCGAAGCAAAUGAAAAGUCCCAUUUAUAUAUAUUAUCAGCUUGACAACUUCUACCAGAAUCAUCGCCGAUAUGUCAAAAGUAGAAGUGACAAUCAAUUGCGCAGCAGGGCAUAUGAGUUUGAUGUAGAAGACUGUGAACCUGAAGCAAAGACAGACAAAGGUCCAAUCGUUCCUUGUGGCCUUAUUGCUUGGAGUUUGUUCAACGAUACAUAUGGGUUUAUGUUGCAGAACAAAUCGCUUCAAGUCAGUAAAAAGGACAUAGCAUGGAAAAGCGAUCAAAGGCAUAAAUUUGGGUCUGAUGUUUAUCCUAAAAAUUUUCAAAGUGGAGGUCUGAUUGGGGGUGCAAAACUCAAUGAGAGCAUACCUUUAAGCAACCAGGUGGAUCUUAUUGUUUGGAUGCGAACUGCGGCAUUACCAACUUUCAGAAAGCUCUAUGGGAAGAUAGAGGUGGAUCUUGAAGCUAAUCAAAAUAUAACAGUAGUGAUACAGAACAAUUAUAACACAUAUAGCUUUGGAGGGAAAAAGAAACUGGUCCUUUCAACGACAAGUUGGAUUGGUGGAAAAAAUGAUUUCCUGGGCAUAGCAUACCUUACAGUUGGUGGACUUUGCUUAUUUUUGGCAAUGAGCUUCAUAGUUUUGUAUGUUGUCAAGCCAAGGCCACUUGGGGAUCCAUCCUACCUGUCAUGGAACAGAAAUCCUGCUGGGCAUCUCAACUAGACUUCUUCAGUGUAUAUGUGGCCCAUUCAUGACAUCUAUUCAUGUACCGCCAUUCCAUGCUGAGUUUCAGUCUCAUAAAUUCUUCUCCACAAGAAUUUCUACCUUCUCGGCUGCUUACUUCUUCAUGUUUGAAGACCUAUCCGUAUUAGUGCUGUUAUUGGAUGUCCUUUUUUCAAUUGUGUGCAAUGCCAUACAACGGUUUUUGUACCAAAAAAAUGGCAUGCAUUGGUUUUGUGCUAGACAGAGUUAUAAUUAAUAUUAUUUCGCUUUUUAGUUUUACAUUCUUAUCCAUAAAGAAGGCAACCUGAGUAACACUGUUAGCUAUUGAUGAUGCAAUUCUUUGGUCAUACAA
Molecule: messenger RNA, 1552 nt
Organism: Camellia sinensis
Lineage: Eukaryota; Viridiplantae; Streptophyta; Magnoliopsida; Ericales; Theaceae
Product: ALA-interacting subunit 1
Cellular component (GO): endoplasmic reticulum; plasma membrane; Golgi apparatus
Source: RefSeq, a predicted model, not a curated record